AUGUCUCGCCAACUGAGCUCUGGUGCUCAAACGGCUACACCUACACCCGAAAUCUCUCAAGUUAAUGCUGGAGCUGGCUUUUCUUACGAACUUUCAGAAAUUCAGAACCAUCAACAUCUAGAUAAUCAGGUGUUGGUUCCGAAUCCGCCUGCCGCUCAACCUACUACAAUUGUGGUUGCUGCUGAUGAACACUCUGCUAGUGAAGAUGCUUCUAACGCAAUUACAGGUAGUACUAGCGCACAUGCUGGUAUCCCUCCGCAACCUUAUAACCCUUCGCAGUUCAGUAUUCCUCUGCGAACUACUAUUCCUCCGGGAGCUACUAUUCCUCUGCGAGCUACUAGCGCUCCGCAAGAUACUACUCGCUUACCGUCUCCCAGACCCGAUCCGUUCUACACUGUUGAACGCUCAGCAGCACGGUAUAAUGCAUUCAAGCAGGCUGGAGCACUUCGACGCCGAUGGAUGGAAGAUCCUAACGAGCCAGGUUGCACAAUUUCCCCUGUUACCUUGGAUUUUGAGCAAUUUAGGACUCAGGACCAUGGCGAUUUCUCCAUUAGUUCUAGCACUGCUAACGUUAUGAUCCUCUAUGCAGAAUUAUCGCUUCCCACUGACGUUGCAUACGAAAGUGUUCAAUUUACCACUGACCGUAUGCAGUGGAUUGGACUGUGUGCAUCUGGUAUAGUAAUUCUCGAUGUUCUUGAGAGAGAAAGAGACCCAAAUAUCCCACAUAUCUCUGAAGUUGGCAUGGCAAACUACGAACAGUCUUUCGCUCUAGGAGGGGAACCGCUGACCCGUAUCUAUAUUACUAAGAUGGCAAAUGACCACACACUUGAUUUCCUUGAUAACAAGUUACAUUCAGAUGAGACUGGCUUGAUAUGGCCACGCAGUGACAAGCAAACGUUUACCUAUGAGAGCCAUCCGGACAUGUUUGACACCACUCUCGGUACACCUCUUGGUAACGUCGCCGCUGCCAUGAUUAUAGGUGGAUAUCCACGUGGCACUCGCCGCAUCAAGUCUUUUACUGUCUGGCCUUAUGGGGAUGUGAUUCCUGCUAGGAUGAGAAACCCUACUUAUGCACAUUUGUUGUUCGAAACUGAGGCGAUUGUUGUUCUGCUCACGAGACUACCUAAGCUACCAGAUCGACAAUAA
Penicillium argentinense is the source of this 1146-nucleotide messenger RNA. RefSeq lists its product as uncharacterized. Bases 1 to 1146 code for a protein of 381 amino acids. The transcript has 3 exons. The record is from RefSeq and is a predicted model, not a curated record. NCBI's taxonomy places the organism in Eukaryota, Fungi, Ascomycota, Eurotiomycetes, Eurotiales, Aspergillaceae.